Molecule: messenger RNA, 492 nt
Organism: Phragmites australis (common reed)
Lineage: Eukaryota; Viridiplantae; Streptophyta; Magnoliopsida; Poales; Poaceae
Product: purple acid phosphatase 23-like
Exons: 2
Coding region: 1-492 (163 amino acids)
Molecular function (GO): acid phosphatase activity; metal ion binding
Source: RefSeq, a predicted model, not a curated record
AUGCCUCGCAACCCCCGCACGCUCUCCUGGGUCACGAGCCGCAUGCAGGUGGGGUUUGACCUCGCCCUGCUUGACCCCGCCGCCAUCCGCAGCGAGGUCUGGUACGACGACUGCAGUGUCCCCGUAGCCGCCUCCUCCGUCACCUCCUACUCACACAUCGCCACGGGGUCCGCGAAUUAUGGUCAGCUGUACCCGUACUCGAGCCUACUCAACUACACCUCCGGCGCCAUCCACCACGUCUGCCUCCACGGCCUGCGACCAGCCAUGAGCUACUACUACUGUUGUGGUGACAGCGCCCUCCCCAGCGGCCUCAGCAACGAGAGGUCCUUCACCAUGCUACCUGCGGCAGGGGCCGGGUACUACUCGUGUCGCAUCACGGUGCUCGGGGACCUGGGCUUCACCGGCAACUACAACGCCACCGUCGAACACCUCACCAAGAAUGACCCCUCCCUGAUCCUCAUGGUCGGGGACAUGACCUACGCCAACCAUUGA